Messenger RNA from Plasmodium vinckei vinckei, 2046 nucleotides. Its product is annotated as met-10+ like protein, putative. The transcript is spliced from 2 exons. Bases 1 to 2046 code for a protein of 681 amino acids. Gene Ontology annotation, cellular component: cytoplasm. Gene Ontology annotation, biological process: tRNA N1-guanine methylation. Lineage: Eukaryota; Apicomplexa; Aconoidasida; Haemosporida; Plasmodiidae. The record is from RefSeq and is a predicted model, not a curated record.
AUGCUUUUCAAAAUAGCAUUUAUAGUUUAUUUUUUGUUCCUUAAUUAUGUUCACCUAUUAAAAAAAAACAAAAGAGCAUUCUAUAAUUUUCAGAUCAUGGAUACAACAAAUAUAAAAAGUUUGAAUGAUGUUAAGGAGAAACUAAAAUAUAGUAAAGAAGCUUAUUGCUUAUUAGUGAAUAAAUAUAAAGUAAAUAAUAUUUUAAAAAAUAAAUAUGUCAAAUUUUGGUUAUUAAAUAUAUAUAAGUUCCCCUCGGUUUUAGUAUAUAAUGAUUAUAAAAAUGUAACCGAAGAUCGAGAUGGUGAAAGUAUAUUAAAAGAUAUGUACAGCUAUUUUGAAAAAAAAAAAAAAAAAGGUGAAACAGUGGAUGAAAAGCUAGCUGAUAAUUAUGAAGACCUUAACAUUUCAUUAAAUAAUAAUAUCGUGGAAAUUUCUGAGGAUGAUAUAUUUAGAUUAGUUCCUUUGAACAACUAUUUUAAUAAAGUUGUAAAGGACCUAUUUAAAAAUGAGGAAAGUAUUUGUGUUGAUAAUACAAACAAUGAAAAUAAAGACAAAGACUUUCAAUCGGAGCAUGAAUCUCAUUUAAACCUUAACAAUAUAGAAAUAAAUGAUGAUAAAAAAAAAAAUAGUAUAAAGAGAAAACGAAGUAUAUAUGAAAUGGAUAAUGAUGAUGAGCAUAAUAUUUAUGGACUUAAUGAUGAUAAGAAAUAUAUAGAUAUGGAAAAUAUAUAUAACAAAAAUAAAUUGGAAUAUACUGAAGAAUUAUUUAAUGAGAUAAAAAAGAAUGAUAUAAAAAUGAAAGUAGUAACAUUAAAUUUUGGAUAUGAAAAUAUGAACACAUCAGAAGUUUUAAGACAAAUUUUUCCAUCGAUUAAUGAAAUAAUACAUAAAUUUGAAAUUGUUGGACAUAUUGCACAUUUAAAUUUUUGUAAUAAAUUAGAAGAUUGUAAAAAAAUAAUUGCAGAAGUUAUUUUAGAUAAAAAUAAAAGCAUCAAAACUGUUAUUAAUAAAAAAGAUAUACUAAAUAAUGUGCAUAGAACAUUUAAUAUUGAACUUUUAGCUGGCGAACAAAAUUAUAUUACGGAACUAAAGGAGAAUAAUAUAAAAAUUAAAGUAAAUUAUGAAUUGAUGUAUUGGAAUUCAAAAUUAAAAAAAGAAAGAGAUCGAAUUUAUAGCAUUGUUCAAAACAAUUCCAUUAUUAUAGAUGUUUUUGGUGGUGUAGGUAUAUUUAGUUUAUUGCUAAGCUCAAAAAGUUGCUUAUGUUUUUCUAAUGAUAUUAACAAACAUGCAUAUGAUUAUAUGAAUAUAAAUAUAGAUAUUAAUAAAAAAAAAAAUAUUUUAACAUAUAAUUUGGAUGGAAGACAAUUUAUUGAAAAAAUGAUAGAUUUAGAUAUUUUUUCAGUAAAAAACCCAGAUAUAUUAACUAUGUAUAUAGAUGAACAAAACAAAAAAAAUAUAUCUAUGGAUAUCAUAAAUAGCAAAGAUCAUGCACUUACAGCAAAGAAACAAAAAGAAAAUAAAAAUAAUAUUUAUAGAAAAAAAAAACAGUUAAUUAUGUCGGGAAAUGAAAAUAAUAAUCCAGCACAUUACGAACAAGACAUUGCUAACUAUACUUUGGAUGUUGAUACAAAUAUUCAAAAUGAAAAAUGUAAUGUAGGGAAUAGUAGUAGUGAUAUAUGCAGCAGUACUAAGGAAGACCAAAAUAAAAAUACACAUGAUCAGGAGAGCCAAUUUAAAAUCGACAUAAAUCUUAGCAAUUACAAUGACAUACAUGUAUUAAUGAAUUUACCACAACUUGCUUUAGACUUUUUGGAUGUCUUUAAAAAAAUUAAAAAACCAAAGGAAAAUGACAGAAUACGAAAUAUCUUUAUUCAUUGUUAUUAUUUUUCCAAUCCCGAAUCUUUUUAUGAAUAUGCAAAAAAAAGUAUUAUGUCCCAUUUUAAGAAAUUACCCCAAGAAAUGAAAGUUACAGAGAUACGUAAAGUAGCCCCCAACAAAUUAAUGUAUGCUGUAGAAUUCAAUUUAAAGGAACUAUUGGAGGAAUAA